GAAAGUUGAGACUGGAUAUCCGGGCCCCUAAUCCAUCAUGCAGCACCUUUCUUCACAAGUUAACUUCCCCGCUCCCCAACCACAACCACAAUUUCACAAAAUUCAAAUUUGUGACAAACGAACGAGGAUAUCAGUCGAUGAUGAACAUGGGCAACGCAGCUUUGCCGAUUGCCGUCACACCAUAAAAACGCUAAUUUUAUUUGACCUACAGGGUCAGCUGGAUGCUUAGAGCAAUAUGGUGGUAUAACUUGAGGACGCUUUUUUUUUUCUACCCUGCGAUUGUGCUCAACCCGUUGCUUGAGUUUCAGAGGAAAAGAAUUGCUUUCAUGGGUCAAUAAGCAACAUUUUGUUUGUUUUCGAAUUUUGCCGGUGCCUUGUUCUCUGCAUGCACUAACAAUCAAGCAUGUCAUCAGAGCAUAAGGUGUUUCAGAAGCAAGCAAACUCCAAUGAUAACAACGAACAAGGGACGCCUACUCCAUCUCUUGCUUCUCUGUACCAUUCUCUCAGAGCCUCAGAUAUCCAAACCCUUCGUUGCAAGACUUCUCCUUCAGCUUGCUGCCCCUUUUGCCUCCUGAUCGUUCUUAACCUCUGAUUUCUCAUGCUCCUCUAUUUGUUCUGUUGAGCAAGAAAAGGAGCUGCCUUUGAGUAACCAUACAUAUGGCAGAUAUCCAGAAAAAUCUCGUGCAUUAGGUAAUUCUUUUUUGUUUCGAUCCUCCAAUUUCAGGUUGUAUUGGGCUUCCGAGAUGGCGGACCAUUUCGAGGUAAUGGCGGGCCGAUUGCUCACGGAGUCGACGCUUCAGUCUGCCAUUGAUGAGGCCUCCGAUGCGCCUUCUUCCACAGUGACUCCGUGUGAUCCCGCUGUUGAAGAGGGCAGGGCAACGAGUGGCGUCUUGGUAGAAUGCAGAAUCUGCCAAGAGGAUGAUGAUGAGGCCUGCAUGGAGGCCCCUUGCUCCUGCAAGGGCAGCUUGAAGUACGCUCAUCGCAAAUGCAUUCAGAGGUGGUGCGAUGAGAAGGGAGACACCAUAUGUGAGAUCUGCCUUCAGCAAUUUACACCGAAUUACACUACCUCUUCAAAGCUAUUUCAACAUGGAAGAAACACGAUUUUCUUCAGCGCCCCAGGUUACAUCCAAGCACGGCCGUACGCUGACCAAACAUCUGCCACAUCAACAAGCUACGAGUAUGACCGCCAGGCUUCAACUCCUACCGGCGUAAUCUGCUGUCGCAUAAUCGCUAUAACCUUGAUGGUUCUCUUGGUCCUCCACGACGCCCUCUCGGUUCUCCUCGGCGACCAAGGCGCUUAUACCGUCGCCAUGCUCACUCUGCUGAUGCUCAGAACAGCGGGAGUCGUCAUACCGGUGUACAUCAUAAUGGUAGCGGUUGCCGAGCUGCUUCAACGACGCAGCCGGCGGCAGGGUGCGCACGAGCAGAAUUUAGAACCUGCGGGAGCGGAGAGCGCGCAGCCACAGCAGCAUGUCAUCAGCAUCCAGUAGUGUGCGCUGGCUGCGGAACCUGCAACGAACUGAAACCAAGGACUGAGCUUCGGAUGAAAUUUGCCCGCAGAAAUGGGAAAGAUGUGACUGUACAGCUUUGCAAUUGUACAUAGUAGGAUAUAUUUGGCUGCUGCCAGCAGCUUUGUAUAGAGAUCACUGUACGUGAUUACUCUCUUCAAAUGAAGGUGAAGUGGGUUUACUGUGCAUAACAAGAUGAUGUACUAGCAGAGGAUCGAUCUGUCAAACCGAUGCAGAGAAAAAUGGAAGGCGAAUUGACGGUUGCAUUGUCUGUGCACUGGGCGUGGUGCAUCAAACAGCAGGUC
Panicum virgatum (switchgrass) is the source of this 1813-nucleotide messenger RNA. RefSeq lists its product as uncharacterized. Gene Ontology annotation, biological process: protein ubiquitination. NCBI's taxonomy places the organism in Eukaryota, Viridiplantae, Streptophyta, Magnoliopsida, Poales, Poaceae. Bases 744 to 1490 code for a protein of 248 amino acids. Gene Ontology annotation, molecular function: zinc ion binding; ubiquitin-protein transferase activity. The record is from RefSeq and is a predicted model, not a curated record. The transcript is spliced from 8 exons. Gene Ontology annotation, cellular component: membrane.